This is a messenger RNA of Rhodotorula toruloides NP11, 2520 nucleotides long. RefSeq names its product AP-3 complex subunit beta-2. The transcript has 10 exons. The record is from RefSeq and is a predicted model, not a curated record. NCBI's taxonomy places the organism in Eukaryota, Fungi, Basidiomycota, Microbotryomycetes, Sporidiobolales, Sporidiobolaceae. Gene Ontology annotation, cellular component: membrane coat. The coding region runs from base 1 to 2520 and encodes 839 amino acids. Gene Ontology annotation, biological process: vesicle-mediated transport; intracellular protein transport.
AUGUCGGACAAGGCGCUGCAGAACCUCCGGACCAACUUCGAAAGGCUCGGGGCGCGGUUAGGGGAAAACUUGGCGGAACACUCGCGAGAUCUCGGUCUUGUGGACGCUUUCGCCUCCGGAAGCGGCGGCGGUUCGGGCAAGUACCUCGAGAAUGGCGCAGUCUUGACGGCAGCUGGGAUCGACGAGACGAAGCGCAUGCUGGCGUCGAAGCGAGAAGUCGAGCGGACAGAAGGUCUGAAGCGGGUCAUCGCAAUGAUGACGAAAAACCUCCCCGUCACCUCGUUCUUUCCGCUUGUCACGUCUCUCCUCGCACCGACAACGUCCCUUCAAGCACGAUCUCUCAUCUCGCUCUACAUCGUUCACUGCGCCUCUCAUGCCCCCGAACUCGCCCUCCUCUCGAUCAACGCCUAUCAGAAAGACCUGUCCGACCCAAACCCGCUCGUCCGAGCAGGCGCCAUCACGACUCUCGCGUCGAUGCAGCUGCCCGACAUCCGCGAGCUCGUUGGUAUGGCGAUCCAGAAGGGCGCACGGGAUACGUCUUGGUACGUUCGAAGAGCGACAGCGGACGCCGUGCGGAUGCUGUACCUCGCCGACCCGAUGAAGGACAACCGGUCAUCGCUCCUCCCGACACUCAAGGUCUUGCUCGACAACGCGAGCCCGCUCACAAUCGGCGCGGCCCUGACGGCUUGGGAGACGCUGUGCCCGUCUGCAUGGGACAUGCUGCACCAGAACUAUCGCCGAUUCUGCAAGAUGCUCAUGGACGUCGAGGAGUGGGGACAGACGGUCCUGCUGCGCGUGCUCGUGCGGUAUGGUCGGACGUUCUUCCUUGACCCGGCAGCGUCCAAGGCGCUCGACCCGGAUGCUGAGCUGGCGCUCAAGAGCUCCGAAGCGCUCCUCCAGCACCUCAACCCGGCGGUCGUCUCGGGCGUCGUCAAGCUGCACUACUACCUCGGUCCGCCCGCACGGCACAGCAAGAUCGUUCGACCACUCCUGCGACUCCUCAAGGGACCUCCUGAAGUCGCAGCUGUUGCGCUCGAGGACUGCGCGCUCAUCGCGGAGGAACGACCGGACCUCUUCAUCGACCACAUCUCGAGUUUCUUCGUUCGCUUCUCGGAUCCGGUAGAGAGUCGGCGGAAUCGUCUGCGAGUGAUUGUCGCUCUGGCAAACCAGUCGAAUAUCCAGGUCGUCCUGCGGGAGCUCUUGACCUACGUCAAGGACAUCGACGACGUCUUCUCCGCUGAGGCGGUCAAGGCGAUCGGAACUUGCGCCCAGCAAGUACCGCAAGUUGCGCCCGAGUGCCUCCAGACUCUGACGAAUCUGCUUGAGAGCAAGCACGACCCGACCGUCUCGACCGCCGUCCUCGUCCUCGCCGCGCUCAUCUGCUCUCCGACCUUCCCCUCCACCGCCUCCCGCUCUUCCACCAUCACUCGCCUUGCCUCGUACCUCUACACCGGCAAGAUCAAGAACACCUCGGCGCGAGCGACGGUGUACUGGCUUGUCGGGCAGUUUGCGGCGGAUGGGCUUGUCGAGGGUUGCGGGCCGGAUGUCGUCCGCCUCGGCGCGAAGAACUUUGCAGAAGAGGCCGUCCCCGCGAAACUGCAGCUCCUGACUCUCUCCGCCAAACUCCUCGUCCUCUCGCACCUCUCCCCUCUAACCCCUCACCUCCGCCCGCUCUCCCUCUUGUUCGACUACCUCGCCCUCAUCGCGCGCUACGACCUUGCCUACGAAGUACGCGACCGAGCGCGCUUCCUCGCUGGACUGGUUGCGAGCGGUGGGAUUGGGCAGGGCAAGGGCCGGGGGAGCGAGGGCGAGGGCGCGAAGGUGAUGUUGGGAGAGGAGGAGUUCAGACAGGGACUGCAGGUGGAGGAUUUGACGGGCUCGGCGGGCGGGAAUGGGGAAGAGGAAGCGGCGGAGAAGCAGAGCUUGACGGCGGAGCAGGUGCGGAAGGUGCUGUUCGAGGGCAAGACGUUUGAUGGUUUCUCUCACCGCUCGUUCCCGCCCGAAGCGCAACUCGGCACGUUCACCCUCUCGCUUCCCGGCAAACGACCAUUUGCAGGCGAAUCGACUCCACUCUCGCACGUCCCUCCCUAUCCCUCGACCGUGCCGCCCUCCUCUAUCCGCGACCCGCCCACAUCGUCUUCCUCCUCCCCUUCGCGCUCGACCACCCCGCUGCAAGGAUUCGGCUCCGACUCGUUCCGCGCCAGUUCGAGCUCGCGAGGUGGGAGCAAGGUCGUCCUGACGCCCGGCUCAGGCUCAGGCUCAGGCUCUGGCUCGAGAGCGGCGACUCCAACGGGAGUUUCCGCGGCCGCGGCUGCGGCGAGGAAGAAGCAGUCGCUCAACGAGUUCUUUGCGGAGAGCGAGACGAGCAGUGAGGAGGACGAGGACGAGGACGAGGACGACGAGGAAGAAGAAGACGAGUCUGACGAAGAGGAGGAGGAGGAGUCGGACGAGGAGGAGGAGGAAGAGGACGAGGAGGACGGGUCGAGCGGGGAGGACGACGGGGAUGAUCGGGUACGCUGA